Sciurus carolinensis (gray squirrel) is the source of this 6857-nucleotide messenger RNA. RefSeq names its product WIZ zinc finger (gene Wiz). Gene Ontology annotation, biological process: regulation of transcription by RNA polymerase II. Gene Ontology annotation, cellular component: nucleus. Gene Ontology annotation, molecular function: DNA-binding transcription factor activity, RNA polymerase II-specific; RNA polymerase II cis-regulatory region sequence-specific DNA binding. Lineage: Eukaryota; Metazoa; Chordata; Mammalia; Rodentia; Sciuridae. The record is from RefSeq and is a predicted model, not a curated record.
CCGAGCCGUGGAGGCGGCGGCGGCUGCGGAGGCCGCGGCACCGGCACCGGGAGCGGCAGCAGCGGUAGCGGUGCGGAGAGCCGCACCAAGGAGGGGAGCUCCGAGCCCCGGCACCCGGCCGGAGGCACCGCCUCCCCGACCCACAAUGACUCGCUGAGCCAACCCAGCCUUGAGAGGAGUCAAGCAGAGAGCACCCAUGGAGGGGCCCCUGGCAGGUGGCCUGGCUGCCCCAGAUCGGCCUCGAGGCCCAGAGAGACUGCCUGGCCCAGCUCCAAGGGAAGACCUCGAGGGUGGGGCCGAGGCUGCUGAAGGGGAAGGUGGCAUCUUCCGGUCUACCCGUUACCUGCCUAUCACCAAGGAAGGCCCCCGGGACAUUCUGGAUGGCAGAGGUGGCAUUUCUGACGGGCAGUCCCAUCCUGGCCUCAGCGAAGCCCUCCCCCGUGCCACCUCCGCCACCCAUCGGAUCAGCAGCUGCUGCUGGGAUGGAGGCAGCCUGGACUUCCAGCCAGGCUCCUCACCACCCCAUCUCCUGGGCCCUUUCUCUGGUCCCCCAGAUGGCCGGGGGCCCUGGGAGCACCCCUUGGUCCAGGAGGCCGGGGAGAGCAUCCCAUCUGAGCGGAGAUUCGAGGACUCAGUCAUUGUGAGAACCAUGAAACCCCAUGCUGAGCUCGAGGGCUCUAGAAGGUUCUUGCACCACCAGGGUGAAUUGAAACUUUUGGAAAAAGCCCCUCGGGGUCACCCCAGGUUUGACUGGCUCCAAAAUACAGAUGAGCAGGAGCCCCCACGGGACUCAAGGCUACACCUGGACCUGUCUCCCCAGCCACCACCCCUGAGUGCCUUCAGGAGGGUGAUUGUGCCGAUGGAAGACACCUCCAAGACUUUGGACAUGGAGAUGGUUGGCACCAGAGAGGACCUGGAGGAUCUGGAAGGGCUGGCCCAGCCCUCUGAGUGGGGCCUGCCGACAUCAGCCUCCGAAGUAGCCACACAGACCUGGACAGUGAACUCGGAGGCAUCUGUGGAGCGGCUGCAGCCACUGCUGCCCCCAGUCCGAGCAGGGCCUUACCUGUGUGAGCUGCUGGAGGAGGUGGCCGAUGGGGUGGCCAGUCCUGAUGAGGAUGAAGAUGAGGAGCCAGCUGUGUUCCCCUGCAUUGAAUGCAGCAUCUACUUCAAGCACAAGGAACACCUUCUGGAACACAUGAGCCAGCACCGCCGAGCCCCUGGCCAGGAGCCCCCUGCUGACUUGGCGCCCCUAGCUUGUGGAGAGUGCGGCUGGGCCUUUGCUGACCCGGCCGCCCUUGAGCAGCACCGGCAGCUGCAUCAGGCAUCCCGGGAGAAGAUCAUUGAGGAAAUCCAGAAGCUGAAGCAGUUUCCAGGUGACGAGGGCCGUGAGGCACGGCUCCAGUGUCCCAAGUGCGUUUUUGGCACCAAUUCCUCCAGGGCCUUUGUGCAGCAUGCUAAGCUGCAUGUGCGAGAACCAGCCAGCCAGCCAGCCAAGGAGCCUUUCGGUGGUGGCAGCAGGGUUGGAAGCCCAGGCCCCGAUGCCAGCGCUCUCCUCUACCCACCUUAUGGAGCUGCUUCGGGCCUCAGUGCCUGUGUCUUCUGUGGCUUCCCUGCGCCCAGCGAGAGCCUGCUCAGGGAGCAUGUGAGACUCCUGCAUGCCCAUUCCCACUGGGAGGAGGAGGAGGAGGCUUUUGAGGAGGACCCAGCCAGCCAGCCAGGCACGAGCCAGGAUGCAUACUCUCGCUUUUCUGACAGCACCAUGGACUACUUUGGCAAAGCUGAGCCACUCUUGGCCCCCACGUGGCGGGAGAACCCUGUUGGAUAUGACCCCGACCUGGCCUAUGGCCCAGACUGCCAGCAGCUGGGCAUGAGGGACUUCUCACUGUCCAAGCCACUCCCGCACGACUCAGGCCAGAGGCCUCUCGGAAGGCUGGUCUUUCCCUCGCCCCUGGCAUCUGCCCCCUAUGCCAUACAGCUCAGUAGAAACAAAAGCACUGUUCACCUGCAGGGGCUGGGAGACCGCAGCCACCCUUGGAGUGAAGAGGAGGAGGAGGGAGAGGAGGAAGAGGAGGAUGAGGAUGUAGCACUGACUUCUGAAAUGGAUUUUUCUCUGGGAAAUGAGGUCUUCCCACCCGCAGCUGCCCCCAGCCUCAUACCCCAGCCAGCUCUAGAGCUGAAGCAGACUUUCCAAGAUGCUCUGCAGGCAGCUGAGGCCUCGCGGGCACAACGGCAGCAGCUCCAAGGGAUGGUACCCAUUGUUCUGGUAGCAAAACUGGGGCCACAGGUCAUGGCGGCGGCGGCCAGGGUACCCCCGACACUGCAGCCAGAGGAGUUGGGGCUGCGGGGCACCCACCCCCUGGAUUUCCUGCUCCUGGAUGCUCCGCUGGGUGGUCCCCUGGGGCUAGACACACUCCUAGAGGGAGACCCGGCCAUGGCGCUGAAGCACGAGGAGCGGAAAUGCCCCUACUGCCCCGAUCGCUUCCACAAUGGCAUCGGCUUGGCCAACCACGUCCGUGGCCACCUGAACCGCGUGGGCGUCAGCUACAACGUGAGGCACUUCAUCUCUGCCGAGGAGGUUAAGGCCAUUGAGCGCAGGUUUUCCUUCCAGAAGAAGAAGAAAAAAGUGGCCAACUUCGAUCCUGGCACCUUCAGCUUGAUGCGCUGUGACUUCUGUGGGGCUGGGUUUGAUACUCGGGCCGGUCUCUCCAGCCAUGCCCGGGCCCACCUGCGCGACUUCGGCAUCACCAACUGGGAGCUUACCGUCUCACCCAUCAACAUCCUACAGGAGCUGCUGGCCACCUCGGCUGCUGAGUUGCCCCCCAGCCCCUUGGACCGAGAGCCUGGUGGGCCACCUGGCAGCUUCCUGACCUCCCGCCGGCCUCGCUUACCUCUUACCGUGCCCUUCCCACCCACCUGGGCUGAGGACCCUGGGCCAGCCUACGGAGAUGGCCUGGGUUCUGAGGAAAACACAAUGGUGGCCAUGGACUUGGGGUCCCCCCUGCUUCCUAAGAAGAGCCUGCCUGUCCCUGGGGCCUUGGAGCAGGUGGCUAGUCGACUGAGCAGCAAAGUGGCCGCCGAGGUUCCUCAUGGCAGCAAACAGGAGCUGCCGGACCUCAAGGCCCAGAGCCUGACCACCUGUGAGGUCUGCGGCGCCUGCUUUGAGACCCGUAAAGGCCUGUCCAGCCACGCACGUUCCCACCUUCGGCAGCUGGGGGUAGCCGAAUCAGAGAGCAGUGGUGCCCCCAUCGACCUCCUCUACGAGCUGGUGAAGCAGAAGGGCCUGCCUGAUGCUCCCCUCGGGCUGCCCCCAGGUCUAACUAAGAAGUCCAACUCGCCGAAAGAAUUGGUCUCUGGGGCUACCCGGCCAGGUCUGCUUACCUUGGCCAAGCCCCUGGACACCCCUGCUGUCAACAAAGCCAUCAAGUCUCCUCCUGGCUUCUCAACCAAGGGCCUGGCCCACCCACCCAGCUCUCCGCUCCUCAAGAAGGCACCACUGGCCCUGACUGGCUCCCCUACCCCCAAGAAUCCUGAGGACAAGAGCCCCCAGCUGUCCCUGAGCCCCCGGCCAGCCUCCCCAAAGGCACAGUGGCCCCAGUCUGAGGACGAGGGGCCCCUGAAUCUCACUUUAGAUAGUGACGGGGGCAGAGAGCUGGACUGCCAGCUGUGUGGUGCCUGGUUUGAGACCCGCAAGGGCCUGUCCAGCCACGCCCGUGCCCACCUGCGCCACCUGGGCGUCAGCGACCCGGACGCCAAGGGAUCCCCCAUAGACGUGCUCCACGGGCUCAUCAGGAGGGACGGCGUCCAGAUCCGCCUCCCACCCGGGCGCGGAGCCCUGGCCCAGCUGGGGCGGCCUCCUCCCGCCUCUGCGGCCCUCUCCUUGCUCCCCCCCCCACCGCCGGCCAAGAAGGCCAAGCUGAAGGCCGCGGGUACGGCCAGCCCCUGGGGGAAGCAGGACCUCUCGGCCGCCGCAGCCGCCGGCAUUUUCUGGGCCUCUGAUGUGGAGCCAUCUCCUCUCAACCUCUCCUCCGGCCCAGAGCCAGCUCGAGACAUCCGCUGUGAGUUCUGUGGUGAGUUCUUCGAGAAUCGCAAGGGCCUGUCGAGCCAUGCACGUUCCCACCUGCGGCAGAUGGGUGUGACUGAGUGGUAUGUCAAUGGCUCGCCCAUCGACACGCUGAGGGAGAUCCUGAAGAGACGGACCCAGUCUCGGCCAGGUGGACCCCCCCACCCUCCAGGGCCCAGCCCAAAAGCCCUGGCAAAGGUGGUGGGCACUGGAGGCCCUGGCAGCUCACUAGAAGCCCGCAACCCCUCGGACCUUCACAUCUCACCUCUGGCUAAGAAGUUGCCACCACCACCAGGCAGCCCCCUGGGCCACUCACCAACUGCCUCUCCUCCUCCCACGGCCCGGAAGAUGUUCCCAGGCCUGACUGCAACCUCCCUGACGAAGAAGCUGAAGCCUGAACAAAUGCGGGUGGAGAUCAAGCGCGAGAUGCUGCCAGGGGCCCUUCAUGGGGAACCGCACCCAUCUGAGGGUCCCUGGGGGGCGCCGCGGGAAGACAUGACACCCUUGAACCUGUCGUCCCGGGCAGAGCCGGUGCGCGACAUCCGCUGUGAGUUCUGCGGUGAGUUCUUCGAGAACCGCAAGGGCCUGUCGAGCCAUGCACGCUCCCAUCUGCGGCAGAUGGGCGUGACUGAGUGGUCUGUCAACGGCUCGCCCAUCGACACGCUGCGGGAGAUCCUGAAGAAGAAGUCCAAGCUGUGCCUCAUCAAGAAGGAGCCACCAGCCGGAGACCUGGCUCCUGCUUUGGCUGAGGAUGGGUCCCCCACAGUGGCCCCUGGGCCUGUGCAGUCCCCACUACCACUGUCGCCCCUGGCUGGCCGGCCAGGCAAACCAGGAGCUGGGCCAGCCCAGGUUCCCCGGGAGCUCAGCCUGACACCCAUCACUGGGGCCAAACCCUCAGCCACCGGCUACCUGGGCUCAGUGGCAACCAAGCGGCCCCUGCAGGAGGACCGCCUCCUCCCCGCAGAGGUCAAGGCCAAGACCUACAUCCAGACUGAACUGCCCUUCAAGGCAAAGACCCUCCAUGAGAAGACCUCCCACUCCUCCACCGAGGCCUGCUGCGAGCUCUGUGGCCUUUACUUUGAAAAUCGCAAAGCCCUGGCCAGCCAUGCGCGGGCACACCUGCGGCAGUUUGGUGUGACAGAGUGGUGUGUCAACGGCUCACCCAUCGAGACACUGAGCGAGUGGAUCAAGCAUCGGCCCCAGAAGGUGGGCGCCUACCGCAGUUACAUCCAGGGCGGCCGCCCCUUCACCAAGAAGUUCCGCAGCGCCGGCCAUGGCCGUGACAAUGACAAGCGACCACCCCUGGGGCUGGCACCUGGGGGCCUGGCCUUGGUCGGCCGCAGUGCUGGGGGGGAGCCAGGGCUUGAGGCUGGCCGGGCAGCUGACAGCGGUGAGCGGCCUCUGGCAGCCAGCCCACCAGGCACUGUGAAGGCUGAGGAACAUCAGCGGCAGAAUAUCAACAAAUUCGAGCGCCGGCAAGCCCGCCCCCCAGAUUCCUCUGGGGUCCGGGGGAGCGAGGAGGCCAAUGACUUGCAUCAGAAGCUGGAAGAGGUACGGCAACCUCCACCCCGGGUGCGACCAGUCCCCUCCUUGGUGCCCCGACCUCCUCAAACAUCACUCGUCAAGUUUGUCGGCAACAUCUACACCCUCAAGUGCAGGUUCUGUGAAGUGGAAUUCCAGGGCCCCCUCUCCAUCCAGGAAGAGUGGGUACGACACUUACAGCGGCACAUCUUGGAGAUGAAUUUCUCCAAGGCAGACCCCGCACCUGAGGAGCCCCGAGCCCCGCAGGCACAGACAGCAGCGGCAGAGGCACCCUAACACAAAAGCAUUCCAGAUUUCCUCUUGUGCCACCUCUGUCUCCUGUUUCUCCUCUAUGUCCUCCUCCCUUUCUUCCUUUCUUUUCCGUUUCCAAAGGAGCAAGCCAAAACCUCAAACCGGUGCCCCUCGGGGGCCCGGGCACACUACAGAUGGGCGCCGGGAGCCAGCUAGCCACCCUUCCCCCAGCCUGAAGACUCUGGGGCCACAAGGGUGUCUUCCUCCAGUCCACACCCACCUGGUCCAGCCGGGGUAGCAGCCAGUCCCUGGUGGCAGCUGAUCUGGUCACAGGGGAGGACAGCAUUACCCUGUGUCUAGCAGCCGACAGGGCUAUGUCUGCCAUCCAUGGCCAUUUGCAGAGACCCCAAAGACUCCCGUUCUGGUCCCCUUUUGUCCCCAUGAAUAUCCUCUCACACACGCACAUGCAAACAUACACGCACACAUGCACCUCGUGAGACCCGGGAUCUGCCCUAGCCCCCCAGUUCCCGAGUUCAACGAUCACAUCAUGCCACGGUGCUUGCUCAGGGGAAGCCACGCUCCCUCUGUGGGCCCACUUGGGCCUGGGAGCCCCCAUUGAGCCCACAAUGCCACGGAAAUUCUUGUUGGCUGCCCCCAGAGGGGCCUUCCUAGCUGGGGAAGAGCUCAGAGCUGACAGCUGCCUCCUGCCAUGUCAAGGCCCCCAGAGCCUCAGGGGCUCCAGGGCUGGAGGGUAGAGGGGGAUGGGACUCUCCUCCCCCAUCCCUACCUCCCUCCCCCUUUUCACUGUUGCUUUCUAUGUAUAGCUCCCUAGAUCUUUCACUUUUUAAAAACGCGUUUUGUGUAGAGAAUAAGGAACGUGGAUCUUUUUAUUUUGCAAUCCUGGGCCAGCUAGAUACCGGGAGCAGAUUGACCUUUUAACUUUUUUCAGUGGCCACCUUUUGGUUAUUGAUGUACCUAGAAGUAUGUAAAUUAGAUUAAAUUUCUCUUCUGGAAACACCCCGGG